GUUUCCCAUUUGAAAAUGCUUUACUCACAUUUUGGUUUGAAAAAGGAUGACGUUACAGAUAAUGAAAUCAGUAUGUUGUAGGAUAAUGAUAAUAGGCCUAAUAAUAAUAAUAAUAAUAAUGAUAAUAAAACAUAUUUAUAAUACAGUGCUUCCUUUUUGUAUUCAUGAAUACAAAAGCAGCUUAAAUGUCAAUACCAUGGCUGGCUCCUUCCACAAUCCUCCCCUUCGCCUCGCUUAGUGUAAACCUUUGUGUAACAAAAUUAGAACAACUCUGUGGCUCCCAUCAAAUAUUAAUGGGCAUAGCAGCGAGGGGCAGCACUUUUCAAAAUGUCUAUUCCAGCGGCGCUACUUGUUCUCGGGCGCUGUGUCAAAAACAAUAUUCCAGCUCAUUUCGGUGGACGCUCAGGGGGCGAUGAGAAGGGGACAUUGUGCGCGUAAGAGAUCACGGUUGCUCACAGAAACCGCCUCGUGUCUGAUUUCAAUGACAGCCCAGCGUUGGAAGAAUUAUUCCAAAUGCCAGUCAGAUGGGUAGCUAGGCUGGGUGCUCAGACUCUGGGUGGAAACAAUUGUGCAUCAUCAUCAUAGUAAAAAACGAACUAUUAGCAUUACGCACAGCUCUAAUACACGUAAAUAGGCUACAAAUAGAUUAGCAGUAACACUUGUAAGUAGCAUGUAAUGGUAGCAACAGUGGGUUAUGAGGCUUCUAUAAUAGCAUCAGUAUAAUACUAUUGCAAAUGUUCUAUAUUACCCUCCCUGCCUUAGCUAGAGGUUGAAAGCUGAAAGUGGGCCCUUUGUUUGAAUGGCACUUCGGUUCGAUUCUAUAGGAUAGGCUAUUGCACUUCAAAACCUUUCAACAACCUGCAACUGAUUCACGGCGUCCAUAUUGUAUAUGUAUAUCUUUAUAGGGCUCUAUGUAUGUAUGCAGUAAGUGUGUCGGAUUAUUGUUUAUCAUUUGUGUCCCAUACAAGGUCGUUAGAAUCCCACGCAUAGGAGACGAGGCAGCAAGAGCGCAUCUUCCCGCUCAACAGCGUUGGGAACAAUACAAAUAUAUGGCUGCCAUAUUGAGCCCUUCUCUCACAAAAAGGCGCGACCCUCCAAUAAUACACCAUUCAUAAGCAUAGUCCCUUUUCUCCGGAAUAUUCUCUCGCUUAACUCUAACUAUUCGUUUUGUAGUGCUAUAGCAAAAAUAUCGAGAUAAAUGUAUUUCCAUCCGUUUUUAUAUUUACAUAAAGAAAACGGUGGCUUUAUAAUACUAGUAUUUUGGAGCUAGCUUAAAUUCGAUUGUUGCACUUUGUUUUUACAAUUAUAGAUACAAAUAGAUAUAAAUAGAUAAUGCUUACCACACUCAUUGUAGUAUAAAAACAAUAAUGGAACCUUUAUGUAAAAUAGCAUGCAUGGUACAUAACACUGCAGGCGAUAAAAGAUUCACUAGAACACGACACUUUUCCUGUGGACAAAGAACAAAAGACGUACCAUUAAUAAUUCAUUUACGCGUAAAUAAGUAACACAUGUAUCCACCAAAUAAUAGCCUGGACAAAAGGUCCACAAAACGCCAUGGGAUUGUUUUAAUAUAUCCAAACAAUAGAUAAUUGUUCCAUCUAAAGCCUGUCCUUACCUCGAUCUAACUUAGCUCUAUAUUUGCAAUAUUUUUCAUUGUAAACAAAUAUCGAAAGCAUUAGGUUAACUUUUACGCAAUGGAAAUCUAACCAUCUAUCAUAUCUUGCACUUAUCCAAAUGCCUGUAAAACAUAAGCGUAAUAUGUGUCCUCUUUAUUUCAGUCACAUUGACCACCCUUAGCCAUAAUAUUAAGCAGAAAUUUUACAUAAUAGCUUACGAGGAGCCUAAUACAAUUUCGAUAUAAUGUUACUCAAUGACUUGCCCAAAAGCUACACAAUAAUGUAGCUCCUCAAACCAUCUAUUAUAACCAGGUGAAAAUACAGCUAAAAUAUCAAUCUAGUGGUCAGAUUAGUCUUAAACUUGAGUCUUAAAGUUGAAAAUAAUAGAUGUUAUUUCCCCCAAGUUAUAUUACUUCUAUUAUUAUUAUUAUCCUUGUGAGUAGUCUAUUUCAAACUCCUAAUUGUGUUCAGAGGGCCAGGUAGGUAUUGGUUGGCCAGGUAGGUAUUUCCCCGGCCUUCAGUAAUGCAGGAAUGAUUACCCCUUCGGAAAUAAAUCAAUAUGAAGCCCCGCGCUAAUUUAUAAUGAUCUGCAAGAGCAGCAAUUCAAAGGCGCAUGAAAAAUGACCGGUGAAACCGUAUCCAGAAGCUGCAAGGAGAAUUUUCACCCGGUUGAAGAGCUUGCAGGAGAGCGAUAAGAGUACUAAGCCGGAAAUGUUCAGAAGAAAGGCAAGGUUUUUCAUGCAGGACUAAAAAUAACUCGGAUACUAUCGUGGCACAUUUGCAUCAGUAUAAUUGAAUUUCCCACUAUUCGUGUGGGUACCUCUCCCUCCCUCUCCCUACCUUCUAUCUCCUUCUCUCUCCCCCUUUCUUUCUAUCCCUCUCUCAAUUUAUUUCUCUCUCUCACUGUGCGCGUGUGUGUGUUUGUGUGUGUUUGUCUGUGCGUGUGUGUGUUUCUUUGUGUUGUCUGAGCGUAGGCAGAUAACACUCAGACGCACAAAAGAAUCGACCAAGAAACAAAGCCAAGUGCAUCCGACUUAGUCACAAAUUCUAAAACGUAAUAAUCUACAUUUACAAACGUUAGUGCAGUAAAAACAGUCCCAGGGUGAGAGCUUUUAAACACAUCAACAUAGAGGUAAUUUAUUUUCAUAUCCCCUUACUAGCCCUCUGCUAUGACGCACGCCUAUUUCAUUCGUGAAGAACAUACUAUCCGCUAUCCGCCAACCAUCCCCAGCCUAAAAAUGAAUUUAACUCUGGCAAUAAAAUGGCAGUAUCGGAAUGAGGUUGACCACGUUCACCCCUGCAGAAGCCCGCAGGUUGUAAUCGCCAUAUGGCCCGCGUGUCGGCCUCGCAGCCGUGCAGUCAGAUCCCUAUUGGACAGACGAACCCCUUUGCCUUCUCCACCCUGUGUGUCCUGUCAGUCCACUGGUUCAGUAGUUCACCUUGUCAAUCCACCCCGCUCCAUGCAAGCAGCUAUAGGCGGAAAAAAAGAGGCAGAGGGUAGAGGUGGAAUCUAUCGCCUGCUGCUGACUGCUAAGCCCGAAGGAAUCGCAUGCAGGGUUCGAAGAGUUCGGAAGUGCAAAGGGGGGCUCCGUGUUCGGGAGUGCUCGGGCUCGGAAGACCCGCUCGUGUUGAUGGGUGCGCGCGCGCAUGUGUUGUGAGCAGUCCGUCCUGCUCGCGGUUGAGGAUAUAUAGCUUUCCAAAGCCGCCAUGUAGACUUCCUUUUUUGUUUUGUUUAGUGGAAAGAUAUCAUUACCAAAUUACGCACAACGCAUCCAAGGUCACCAAAAAGCAAAAAAAAAAGAUAUAUUCCAGGCGCGUCUACAAUAGAUAAUCCCUCAAACGCUGGCCAAGCUUGGCUCGUGAGACCCAGAGAAGUGCUGGAAGUCAGUUCCCUCAAGCCUUCAGGAAGCUGUAUUCUUGCAUAAAAUCCAGUGAUAAGAAACAACAUAAUCCCGGUCAGCUUCCAAGAGGCCUUUGGAAAGAGACCGUCACGUGACAUCUGGUGCCAAUGUUCUUCCAGAAGGUCGUCAGGACCCUGGUAGCCGGUAACUCCACUUUUGGAAAUGCAGAAAACGACCUACUACGACAACUCGACGCUUUUCGGAGGUUACUCGUACCAAGGGGCCAACGGCUUUGGCUAUGAUGCUCCUCAACCGGCCUUCCAGUCCACGGCUCACCUCGAAGGCGACUACCAGAGGUCGGCCUGCUCGCUGCAGUCCCUCGGUGGCAACAGCGCUCCUCCCCAGCAGCAUGCCAAGACGAAAGAGCUGAAUGGCAGCUGCAUGCGGCCCAGCCUGCCACCUGAACACCAACCACCACCCCAGGUGUCCCCUCCGGUCAACCCCGCCAACGCCACCAGCAGCAGUGCCACCGCCACCAGCAGCAGUGCCACCGCGCAGCAGCCGGGAGGCAGCGGUGGGGCCGCCAAAUCAGCGCCCAAGACGUACACUCUGUCCAACAACCCCACCCUCAACAAGCAGAUCUUCCCCUGGAUGAAAGAGUCGAGGCAGAAUACUAAGCAAAAAAACACCUCUCCAAGCGCAAGCUCAGCUAACGCAGAGAGCAGCGGAGGUGAAAAAAGCCCCCCGGGUUCCGCAGCCUCCAAGAGAGCGCGCACCGCGUACACGAGCGCGCAGCUGGUGGAGCUAGAAAAGGAGUUCCAUUUCAACCGUUACCUGUGUAGGCCUCGCCGCGUGGAAAUGGCCAACUUGCUCAACCUCAGCGAGCGCCAGAUCAAGAUUUGGUUCCAGAACCGGCGUAUGAAGUACAAAAAGGAUCAGAAAUGUAAAGGGCUGGGCUCGUCAUCAGGGGGGCCCUCUCCCACCGGAAGCCCACCCCUACCCAUGCAGUCCUCAGCUGGCUUCAUGAACUCCAUGCAUUCAAUGGCAGGCAACUACGAUGCCCCCUCCCCGCCAUCUUUUAACAAGUCCCAUCAAAACGCAUAUGCCAUGUCCUCAGCCUACCAAAACCCCAUGAAAAACUGCCCCUCCCAACAGAAGUAUGCCAACACAGCACCAGAAUACGACCCGCACGGGCUACAGGGUAACAGUGGCAACUAUGGGACUCCCAACAUGCAGGGCAGCCCCGUGUAUGUGGGAGGAAACUACGUGGAGUCGAUGCCCACCUCUGGGCCGUCCAUGUACGGCCUCAAUCAUCUACCACACCACCAGGCUGGGAACAUGGACUACAACGGUGCCACGCAGAUGUCAGCAAGCCAACACCACGGACCGUGCGACCCCCACCCGACAUACACAGAGUUGGCAGCGCACCAUCCUUCUCAGGGUAGAAUCCAGGAAGCUCCCAAGUUAACUCAUCUGUAGUAGCAGGUUUGGGGGAAAAAAACUAAAUUACAACUACAAAUAACUAACCCAUGGGACGCUGCAAUGGGGUUGAAAAAAAAUAUGAUCCAGUGGUUUCUUGCCAUGGCCAAAAAAGUAUUGUCUGUUGUCUUUAUCAUUGUGCGUAUUAGUAACAUUCACUUGAAUUGCGUUUUGAUUAACGGUUUACUUCCUUGAAUAUGGAGCCCUCCCCUCGAAAACAAGUAAUUAAAUAGUAAUAGUUGGGCUUAAUGGACAGCUAACAAGGUGGGAGAUGUAUUACUGUCAGACCUUUUUGACUCGAUGGAACACAUGUUAUGUCAACAAGGAAUUAUGCUUAGCCUGCUUCCCUGCAGUCAGCACAAAUGGCUAAGCUUGACUGACGUCAAUAUGCAUUCUUCAAUUGGUGCAAGCAAACCACUGGAUUGUUUUAGAUUACUUCCCUUAUUCAUAUUACCUCUCUUUGGAAAUGUCUCACUAACCCACUGUCCAGUGACAUUUUUUUUUACAUGUCCUCGCCAAACAUUGUGGCUUCAAGGGAAGAGCCCCUUCAGCAUCACACAGAUGCAUAGUAGGCCUACACCCCCACUGGGUUUAUGGUGUUUGGGUUCACAUUGCUAUGCUAUGCUAGCUAACAUCCACAAACACACACAGGAGGACAUAAAAUAGGUAUUUGUUAUGUUGUUAUAUCAUCGUCACAGGGUAAAAAGGAGUUGAAAACUCUUGAAAACUAUGAUAGGCUCAUUUCCCCCUCAUCCCCUCUCUCUCUCCUCCCUCCCUCCCUCCCUACUCUCUCUCUUUUUUCUAUCACUCCCUACUCUCGCUCUCCCUACUCUCUCUUUCAAUCGAUAUGGUUCACUUACAUUAGCCAAGACUAAUGCGAAAGGCUCACAUUUUCUCAUGUCUUGACUUAACGUGGAAACAGGGUAUAUUUGAACAAAAUGCAUGUCCGGGAACCAAGCUGAAGUGUAGGUUUACACUAUAGCUUUCUCGUCUGGGCAUCAUUGUUGCACUUAGAGUUUACAUUUUGAUGGUUAAGGAAAAAAUACAUCUUAUUUCGGAAACGGAAGACCUCCAAUCAGCGUCUUUCUCAAUGUAUGUUCAAGUGAACAUUCAUAAAUAUAUAUUUAUUUGUUAUAGCCAGUUUAAAUACUUUCUUUUUGUAUUAUUUAUCCCCCAUGUAUUUAUAUCAAGAAAAAAAAUGUACUUUUUUUUAGUAUUUACCUGUUAUAAAGACGUUGUGUUCUUGUCAUUGUAAGGAAUUAAUUUUAGUUAUUGUAUUUUAGAAAUAAAUAGUUUAAUGUUACCCUUGUACAUAAAUAAUGUCUUGACUUGUACAGGGGGCGCGAGGACGGAAUCAGACCGUUCCUGCAUAGUCGAGAAUUAGACGAAAUAUAGGUAAACCCUUUUGGAGAACUUCCUUUGUCCUUUGUAGCUCCUUUUAUUUCAUUGUUAAGAGUUGUCUGUUGAACAAUUCUUUAAUAAAAUGUUAUGUUAUUCA
Salmo salar (Atlantic salmon) is the source of this 6434-nucleotide messenger RNA. It is a transcript of the gene hoxb3a, whose product is annotated as homeobox B3a. NCBI's taxonomy places the organism in Eukaryota, Metazoa, Chordata, Actinopteri, Salmoniformes, Salmonidae. Gene Ontology annotation, cellular component: nucleus. Gene Ontology annotation, molecular function: DNA-binding transcription factor activity, RNA polymerase II-specific; RNA polymerase II cis-regulatory region sequence-specific DNA binding. The record is from RefSeq and is a predicted model, not a curated record. Gene Ontology annotation, biological process: embryonic skeletal system morphogenesis; regulation of transcription by RNA polymerase II; anterior/posterior pattern specification.